Daphnia pulicaria is the source of this 1463-nucleotide messenger RNA. RefSeq names its product speckle-type POZ protein-like. The coding region runs from base 332 to 1384 and encodes 350 amino acids. Gene Ontology annotation, biological process: regulation of proteolysis; proteasome-mediated ubiquitin-dependent protein catabolic process. The transcript has 3 exons. Lineage: Eukaryota; Metazoa; Arthropoda; Branchiopoda; Diplostraca; Daphniidae. Gene Ontology annotation, molecular function: ubiquitin protein ligase binding. Gene Ontology annotation, cellular component: nucleus; cytoplasm. The record is from RefSeq and is a predicted model, not a curated record.
GUUUCUUGUUGACAGUUUUCUUUUGGCUAUGAUGUGCUUGGAGCCCUGAAUAGUCGAGCAUCAAUAAAAUAAAAUACGUAGGUAUAGAAAGGUAGUGUUCAACUUCAAACUCACUAACAAAAAUAAAGCUAAUCGUUGAUCCUUCACAUUAAAAACAAAAGUGUGUUUGAAAAGGAAGACAUCGAGUUUAUUGAACUGUUCACUAUCAGCAAUCCAGGUAGUGGCACUCACUUAGGUCUUAUCUGGGCAUCUGUCGGCCGCCGUGGCUAUUACCUAAACCGUCGCAUACAAGGACUCUGUAUAUAGUUAACCAAACUCUAGUUAAUCAAACAUGGCUAAGGCACGACAAAUCAGAGAAGGAUUAUACUGUAUAACAUGGAAUGUUAUGGAAGAAUAUCGAUCCGCUUUUUCAAGAAAGCCAGUGCUCGUUGAAAAUCUGCCUAGGAUAUUUGAAUCUUGCCAUCUCACUUACCAAGUAGUAGAAAGAGAAGACAAGUUAGUUCUUGAAAUGCAACCCGUUUUUUCUGAAGUCAUGUUGCCUAGCGAUUUGGACGCGAUACUUGUCCUGGCCAGCCACAAUGGUAUCCAACAGCAGAUGAUCUUGAAGCAAUCAAAGUGGGUAACCUGUUACAGUUACGACGGGGACUGGUAUGAUGAAGAUUAUGGAUGCAGUGAGCAAAGGAUUGGUUUUGAUAUUAUCGUAGAUUUGAAUCCUGAUGGUGUCACCACAUUAAAAAAAGGGACGAAAUUUGUCCAUGAUAACUUGUUGAAUCUGUGGGAAAACAAGACUCUGUCGGAUGUCACUUUUACAUGCCAAGGUAAAAACUUUGCGGCCCACACCAACAUUUUGGCCUCUGGUAGUCCCGCACUGUACGCCAUGUUUCAGAACGAUUUCAAAGAAAAAAGGGAAAGAAUUGUCGAAAUCACAGACUUUGAUCCACAUAUUGUUGAAAAUCUACUUCGUUACCUGUACACCGGAGAAAUUUUCGAAGGAAACAACGGUCCAGCGAAUAUAGAUGUCGAAAAUCUGUUUGCGGCUGCCGACAAGUACGACAUCGAAUCCCUGAAAGAAGAGUGUGAAGUCCACCUGUCGAGGAAUUUAACUGUAGAUAAUAUGACGCGUUAUCUUGUCCUGGCCCAUCGUCAUAACUCGUCUAAGCUCACCGAGUCGACGCUGGAUUUUAUGGCGGAAAAUGCGACAACUGUUUUUUCACGCUCACGGAAGACAGAUUGGAUGGAGAUAAUGAAGAGUCAUCCAGAACUCGCCUUUCAAGCCAUGCAGCGUCUAGUAGUGGGCGAUCGAAAAAAGCGCGUAGUCAAAUUAAAACCAUUAAGAAAAAGACUUGUUAACAAGUGGCAUGUUAUCAGCAGUGAGUUUGACUGAAAUGGAGUGAAUUUCUUACUGAAAAUUAUCUGUUGUAUUUCCUAAUUAUCUUCAAAUAUAUGCAAUUUCCUGCAAGGCA